This is a messenger RNA of Daldinia caldariorum, 1489 nucleotides long. RefSeq names its product TPR domain-containing protein. Gene Ontology annotation, molecular function: protein binding. Gene Ontology annotation, biological process: cell division. The record is from RefSeq and is a predicted model, not a curated record. NCBI's taxonomy places the organism in Eukaryota, Fungi, Ascomycota, Sordariomycetes, Xylariales, Hypoxylaceae. The coding region runs from base 94 to 1290 and encodes 398 amino acids. The transcript has a single exon.
CCAACUUACAACCUACCCUUCGUUUGCAUUGCGAAUAUAACACUUCAUUAUAAUUUUACCGGGAAACUUUCAAUUACUUCUAUAUUUAGCACAAUGGCACCGAGACGACCGGAUAAAAAGUCGAAAAAGCGAGAUAAGGCGGCGAUAUCCAGGGCGGCAGCAGCAGCAGCAGCAGACGGCACGUCCAAACCCGUCACCCCGGAAAUCCUCGUCAAGGCCGCCGAGUACCAAUUGCAAGCGGGCAACGUCCAGGACGCGCUCACGCUCGCGGAGAAGGCGCUGGAGCAGUCGCCUGCGGGCUCCGACGACGAGCUGUCGGCGCUGAAUCUCCUUGGGCAGAUCAGCCUCGAGGCCGGCGAGUUCGAGGCCGCGCGCGCGUACUUCCUGCGGGCGGUGGCGAUCGACGGGGACGGGACAAAGGACGAGGCCACGGGUGGCGGGCCAGAGAAGUUCCUGUGCCUGGCGCAGCUGAGCGAGGAAGGGGGCAAGGACAGCGUCACGUGGUUCGAGAGGGGGGCGGCGGCGCUCAGGAAGCAGAUCCAGACGCUGGAAGAUGCGAGGCGGAGGACGGACGAGCAGACGAUGCAGCUGGACGAGCUCAAGAAGAAGCUGGCCAUGACGCUGUGCUCCGUCGCCGAGGUCUACAUGACGGACCUGUCGUGGGAGGAGGACGCGGAGCCGCGCUGCGAGGCCCUGGUCACGGAGGCGACGCUGGUCGCGCCGGACUUCGCCGAGACCUGGCAGACGCUGGCCAACGUGCGGAUCUCGCAGGAGCGGUUCGACGACGCCAAGGCCGCGCUCACGAGGAGCCUCGAGCUGUGGAAGGACCUGCCGCCGCAGGACCCCGCGGUCCCGGACUUCCCGAGCCGCGUCGCGCUCGCGAGGCUGCUGAUGGAGGUCGAGAUGGAGCAGGAGGCGAUCGAGGUCCUGGAGCGCCUGGUGGGCGAGGACGACCAGAGCGUCGAGGUUUGGUACCUGGGCGGUUGGGGCUUGUACGUCAUGGGCGAGAAGCAGAAGAAGGAGACGGAUAAAGCCGGCGGUAGCGGCAGCAGUAUUAGCGAGGAGGACUGGAAGGCGUCGUGGAUAUCGAGCCGCGUGUGGCUGAACCAGUGCCAGCAUCUGUACAAGCUGCAAGACUACGAGGACGAGCGGCUGGGAGAGCACGCGCAGGAAUUACUGGGUCUUAUCGCGAAGGAGCUCGGCGAGGCGCCGGCUGGAGAGGACGAAGAUGAGGACUGGGAAGAUGAGGAGGACGAGGAGGACGGAAGUGAUGAGGAGAUGAAGGAUUGAUUUACAUGCAUACCUGACAGGUACCUAAUGCGUCUCCGCGGUGGUGGUGAAUGGAAAGGGAAUGAUUGAUACUAUAGAUGGAAGAUACCACGAGGUCUGGUGAUCUCGUUCUGGCAUUAUUGGCGUUAGGAAUUCAAAAAAAUGAGGCGGGUGAUACUUUCAUCAUCAUCAUCAUCGUCAUCAUGUCUUGUCACGUCUU